AUGACCGCACCACAGACAGUAGCACAGGCUGACGAAGCCAUCAAGGCAGGCAACAACAAAGAGGGCGAGCGCAUUCUCAAGUCCAUCCUCUCCAACCAGUCCUCUUCGACCGAUGAUGCUUUCCUCAAGGAGCAGGAAGCAUCUCUCCUUCGUCUCGGUGAGCUCUACCGUGACACCAAAGAUGCCAACGCUCUUGCCGAGACCGUUCGCUCCUCACGCACAUUCAUGAGCAACAUCGCCAAGGCGAAGACCGCCAAGCUCGUCCGCACUCUCAUCGACUACUUCGAAGACAUCCCCGGCAGCCGACAGACUCAGAUUCAGGUCACAAAGGAAAACGCAGAAUGGGCCAAGUCGGAGAAGCGUAUCUUCCUCAAGCAGAAUUUGGAGACCAAACUGAUCGGUCUCUACUAUGACAACAAGAACUACCGCGAAGCACUCCCUCUCAUCGAUGCGCUGCUCAAAGAGCUCAAGAAGCUCGACGACAAGAUGAUCUUAACCGAAGUCCACUUGCUCGAGUCCAAAGUCAACCAUGCAAUUUCCAACAUGCCAAAAGCGAAAGCAGCGCUUACAUCGGCACGCACAGCAGCCAACUCGAUCUACUGCCCCCCAACACUUCAGGCUCAGCUCGAUUUGCAAGCCGGUGUUCUCCACGCUGAAGACAAGGACUACACAACCGCCUACUCGUACUUCUUUGAAACCCUCGAGGGCUUUGCAUUGCAAGACGAUCCCCGAGCUCCUUUGGCGCUCAAGUACCAACUGUUGUGUAAAGUCAUGUUGAACCUCUCCGACGACGUCAACAGCAUCAUCAGUGGCAAGCACGCCACCAAAUACGCAGGUCGAGAUGUUGACGCAAUGAAGGCUGUCGCUCAAGCUCACGAAGAACGUUCGCUUGAAGCUUUCGAACUAGCGCUUCGAAACUACAAGGAAGAGCUCUCCAACGAUCCAAUUGUCCGCGCACACUUAAGCGCGUUGUACGACACUUUGCUGGAACAGAACCUUUUGAGAGUCGUCGAACCAUACUCGAGGGUAGAGAUCGCGCACAUUGCAAAGGAGGUCAAGCAGCCGGUUAGGGAGGUGGAGACCAAACUAUCACAGCUCAUUCUUGAUCGUCGUCUUCAUGGUAUUUUGAGUCAGGGCGAAGGAUGUUUGGUCGUGUAUGAUGAGCCGGUGGAGGACAAGAGCUAUCAAUUGACGCUGGAUACUUUGAAGCAUGUUGGUACUGUGGUGGAUAGUCUGUACAAGAAGGCGAAUAAGCUGACAUAA
This is a messenger RNA of Ustilago hordei, 1263 nucleotides long. RefSeq names its product putative 26S proteasome non-atpase regulatory subunit Rpn6. Gene Ontology annotation, molecular function: structural molecule activity; protein binding. Gene Ontology annotation, biological process: ubiquitin-dependent protein catabolic process. Gene Ontology annotation, cellular component: proteasome regulatory particle, lid subcomplex. The record is from RefSeq and is a predicted model, not a curated record. Bases 1 to 1263 code for a protein of 420 amino acids. NCBI's taxonomy places the organism in Eukaryota, Fungi, Basidiomycota, Ustilaginomycetes, Ustilaginales, Ustilaginaceae. The transcript has a single exon.